AGCCUACUUCUUUCUGUGGUUUUCGUCUCCAUAGAUACACUUCCUGUGGCAAAGAAAAGAGGUAGUGAGCGCCGUUUCAGGAUGUGAGGGAUUCGGAGCAGCCGCCCCGCGCCCGCCGCGCUCCCCCUCUCGGCUGUGCCAGCUCCCCUUCCAGGGACCCAUGGUCUCUGCCCUCAUCGGCGGGGCCCCGCGACAGGAGGGAUGCCGGGAAAAGCCAAGCACCUGGGCGUCCCCAACGGGCGCAUGGUCCUGGCUGUCUCUGAUGGAGAGUUGAGCAAUGUGGCGGGGCCAGAGGGAGCCGGGGAGGGCCGGGGAAGUACCCUCAGUGUUCACAGCCUGCCCAGUGGCCCCAGCAGUCCCUUCACUUCUGAGGAACAGCCUGUGGCCAGCUGGGCACUGUCUUUUGAGAGGCUGCUUCAGGAUCCAUUGGGUCUUGCCUACUUUACGGAGUUCUUGAAGAAGGAAUUCAGUGCAGAAAAUCUCUCCUUUUGGAAAGCUUGUGAGCAAUUCCAGCAGAUUCCAGCCAGUAACACCCAACAGUUGGCGCAGGAAGCUCGGUGCAUCUAUGAGGAGUUCCUGUCCAGUCAGGCUCUGAGCCCUGUGAAUAUUGACCGGCAGGCCUGGCUUGGGGAGGAGGUGCUGGCCACCCCCAACCCUGACAUGUUCCGGGUCCAACAGCUGCAGAUCUUCAACCUGAUGAAGUUUGACAGCUAUGCCCGCUUUGUCAAGUCCCCCAUGUACCGGGAGUGUCUCUUGGCAGAAGCAGAAGGGAGACCCCUUUGUGAGCCAGGCACCUCGGACCCUGGCAGCCCUAACACCACGUUCCGGAAGAAGCCAAAGCUAAAGCCUGGAAAGUCAUUGCCCUUGGGAGUGGAGGAUCUGGGCCAGCUGCCGAAUACUGAGGCUUUUGGGGGCCGGGGGCCCAGGAAGUCCUUCCGAAGAGAGUUAGGUACCACCAAUGGGAACCCAGCCCUUCGUCGAGAGUCCCAGGGCUCUCUCAACAGUUCCGCCAGCCUUGAUCUCGGUUUCCUUGCAUUUGUCAGUAGCAAAUCUGAGACUCAGAGUCACCGGAAGAGCUUGGGAGGCCCUGAGGGUGAAGGGGAGAGUCGGGUUGGCCGUUACUGCUGCGUGUAUCUGCCAGAUGGCACAGCGUCCCUGGCCCUGGUGCGCCCUGGCUUAACCAUCCGCUCCAUGCUGGCCAGCAUCUGUGAGAAACGAGGCCUGUCCCUGCCCGACAUCAAGGUUUACCUGGUGGGCAACGAACAGAAGGCCUUGGUCCUAGAUCAGGACUGCACGGUGUUGGCUGACCAGGAAGUGAAGCUGGAGAACAGGAUCAGCUUUGAGCUAGAGAUCAUACCUCUGGGCAAAGUGGUCAGAAUCACAAGCAAAUCUUCCAAGCGCCUGAAAGAAGCCCUGUUCCCCAUCCUGGGAAAACACGGCCUGAGCCUGCAGCAGAUAUCAGUACAUCUGUCAGGUGAGAAGCGGACUCUAGAUCUGGAGAAGCUUGUGAGCUCUGUAUCCGCCCAGAGACUCGUCUUGGACACUCUUCCAGGCGUGAAGAUCACAAGAACUGAGUCUACCUCUCCUAGUCAAAGCCAGGGCGGCCCUCUCCAGACUGAGGGAAAGACGUCCCAGCCUUCCUCCCUGCUCACUAACUCGCUGGCCCAGGGGCCCCGGAGCACUGGGAAGCGUCACACGUGCGACAUCGAAGGUUUAGUGGAGCUGCUUAAUAGGGUCCAGAGCAGCAGAGCUGAUGACCAACGGGGGCUUCUCCGCAAAGAGGACCUGGUGCUCCCAGACUUCCUGCAGCUGCCAGCCCAACAGCCAAGCCUGCCUGAGGAGCAACCCCAUGGGGAGGCUUCACAAAGCCCCCCAAUACAGACUGAGCCCCCUCCUCCUGCCCAGGGGGACCCAGCAGAGUCCUCAGCCUCUCCUGCCCUCUGACCCCUAGCCAGCCUUCACUCUCCUUCCCCAGGCAGGGCCUGGGCUGCUUCUUUCCACCUUUGCUACUGCAUGGGGCCAGGCCCAGGGCUGUGCCCCUGGCUGGCUGUGCAUGCCAUCGUGGGCACGCUGUCUGGGGCACAGCAUGAGCUCCCGCAUCUGUGUGCGCAUGCAUCCCGUGUGUAUGAUGCCCCAUCUUCACCAGCCUCCAAGAGACAAGAUAGGACAAACUAGAACCAGGGAGCCAUCAAAGUCUCCCACUUCCUCACCUAUUUGCACACUUAUCUUCCCUCCCAGGUCAUCCUUUUGACUUAGGAUAGGCACUGGCUGAUACCUGGAACAAUAAUACCUAUUUAGUUAUUUGGUUGGGAGGGAGGGUCCACGGAGAGGUACAGGAAGUUGUGCACCCUCCAUUCUGCCCCCACCACCUCUCUCCUUCCCAGCAGGCUGGCCUGGAGGAGUGGGUUGUCAGCACAGACUUGCCCCUCAACCCAGGGGACUUUGAGGGGCUGGGGUGGAAGUCCACCGCCCUACUUAUAUAUACUGUAAAUAUGUAGUUUGUGAUUGCUUCCGGCAGGUAGGUGUGGACCUAGAUAUAAAAUAUUGCUAUUAUAAUAAUUAUUCUUCUUCUGCCGUGGUGUGUGGUGUUGUGUUUCUGACACGGGACCUCCAUCCUUGUUGAAUAGUAGGCCCCUAUAUGAUGGGGGAAGUGGGGAGCUCUCAAAAAUGUUUCAGGAUAAUGGUGCAGUCUCGUGGGCAGCUAGGUGGCCAUAGAGAGCAUAGAGGGUUGGGACUGGCGUCAGGACAACUCCUCUUCCUGACUUCCCAUCCUGCCUCAGACUCUUCCUAGCGCUGUGACCAUGGGCAAGUCACUUCACUCUGCUUGCUUAGUUUUCUCAUCUGUAAAAUGAGCUGGAGAAGGAAAUGGCAAACCAGGCCAGUGUCUUUGCCAAGAAAACUCCAAAUGGGAUUAUGAAGAGUCGGACAUGACUGAAACAGUUCUACAAAAAUAUCAUAGAGCACACGAUGCUUAGGGAAGAAGCACAGAAUUCCAGCUGCUUGCCUUCCCACGAAGCUCAUGCCACGCGGCUGAAGCUUACCUGCAUCUGAUCUUUGCUUCACAAACAAAACGAUCCCUGAAGACGACAAGGUUGUGGUCAGUCUGAUUGUCGGCUGGCAACUGACCGCUUGCCUUCUUUCUUAACCACCUCCACUAGCAUGGCCUUCCCACACCGCACUGUUGUGAUGGGAGCGAUGCGGCACGUUCCCAUGUAUUUCACCUACUCCCUUUUUCUACGCAGAGUUCUAGGGCUAACAUCUCAGGCCUCUUCACAGCAACUUGAUUUAGCGGCAGAACCGGCCCCAACCCAUUUACUCCUGAACUUAGAUCACUGGCAUUUGAACCAGGAAGUAUUACUGCCAAGUACCGAGAUGUGACUGACGUUUCUGUGCAAAAUAUGUCAUUCUGAUAGCUCAGAAUGCGACCCUUUCUCUAUGUCGGGCAUAACUCAAAUUGUGACAUUGACUUGACUAUCCUGUGUGUGAAUCUUCAUGACCUUUAUGUGUAUAAUUAGUUCCUUAAUUCAUUAAUUGAAUUUUUCUUAACUUAUUGUAAGUAAGGCUUAGUAUUGAGGAAAACCAGAUGUUGCAAUGUUCUUAUGGAAACAUAAUCAAAGGAAAAUGGCAUCAACACACAUAGCUGAAACAUGGGAAGUUUGCUGGCAGAAGAGAUCAUUUCCACCAAAGGGACACAAGGGAGGACUUCCUGGAGGUGGGAGCAGAUCUGUGACUUAAUGGAUGGAGAGGAUUUAGACAGAUGGAGAUGGGAGGAGGUUAUUGCAGGUGGAAGGAACAGCAGAAACAUAAGCAAGUAGUGGGAGGCAGAGUGAUAUCCUGGAAAGAGAAAUGGAUCUAGAAACACAGGACCUGGAUUCAAAUUCUGACUAUAUGACUUGGGGCAUGCCUUUGACUCUGAGUUUCAGUUUUCUUAACUGUAAUAUAAGGAAAAUGAAUUAGGUGAUCUCUAAAAUGCCUUUCAGCCCUAAAUUCUAUGAUUACUCAUGUAACUUUUAGAGUUGUAACUCUUGUAUCUUGUAGUUCUUUCCUUCAGCUCAGAGUGGGAGAGACUCUGCUCUGUUUGGGGAGGUACUAAUGCUGGCAGGGUAUGUCUCCAAGCUGGCCAAUUUGACAGUUAGGUUUUGGGUUUCCAGAGAUACCUCUCCUCCCCUCCCCAACCCACGCAUGUCAUACUCCACAGCAAGAAAAGGUAAUUACUUGUCAGGCUCCAGUCCUGGAAAGGGACACACAGCUCUCAAAACAGGGUUAAGUAGAUCCUCCUCCUUUCUUAACCCUAAUCCCAAACUUUGUUUUCUGUUCUAGAAUUCAGCUUGGAAGAGUCUUGUUUUUCUCUACUGCCUAGACAGAGGUGGCUUACAAUGGGGGCCCUUCCUUAGAAUCAGAGGAUCUGAGAGUUGGAAAGAGACCCAGAAGUCACCUGGUCCAACCUGAGCAAAAUGAUUACAUCAUCCCUGACUAAUCACCUAGUUUUGCUUGAAGACCUUUUGUGCCAGGGAACUUACUACCUUCUGAAACAACCAGUUCUAAUCUUGGACAGCUCUAGUAGUUAACACUUUUUCCUUACAUUAAAUCUAAAUCUGUGUCUUUUCAACUUCCACCCACUGUUCUUGAUUUCUUCCCUCUGGGGCCUUAGCAGAACAGAUUUAAUCCUCCGUCUACAUGUCAGUCCUUCAAAUAUUAGAACGUACCUAUGAUAUCCCCCUAAGUUAAAUCUUUUUUUCUUCAGGCUAAGCAUCCCUAUUUCUUUCGAUUGAUCCUUCUAUAAUAUAUUGUCCAAUUAACUCUUUACUUUGUCCAUAUAUUUUCUAGAAUGUGAUAUUCAAAAUUGAAUACUCCAGGUGUGAUCGGGUCAAGACAGAAAAUCAAGAUCUUGACCAGUCUAUAUACCUUGAUUCUUUUCAAUUCAAUUCAGUCCAAUUCUGUUCUAUAUCUAAUACCUGUAUAGCACUUAGCACACUUCCUGGCAUAUAGUGGGUGCUUAAUAAAUACUUGUUUCCUUCCUCCUUUCAUUUUAUUUUCUUAUCAGUGCUGCUGCUUUUGACUCAAUGGGUUUAUAAUCUACUCAAAUCCAUAAAUUUUUUCAUAACUAUUUCUAUAACUUGUGUCCCUGAUCCUGUAUUUGUAUAAUUGAUUUUUUGAGCUAAUAUGACUUCAUAUAAUAUGUAUGAAAUUUAAUCUUAUUGAAUUGACAUAUAAUUCCAGUCUGUCAAUAUAUUUUUGAAUCACAAUUUUAUCAACCAAUGUGUUCACUACUUAUUCUUUCCUGCCUGAUGUCACUGGAAAAUCUGAUAAACAUGGCAUUUAUUCUUUCAUCUAAGUCACAGCUAAAAAACCAUCCUUUGAUAGCAAGAAAUCUUACAAAUCUGGUUUCAUCAUACUUAAUAUGUCCUAAAAUUUGGCCAAGAAAAGAUGUAACAUCAUAACUACAAGUUUUCAUUAUCCUGGGAUGUGGUUCUUCUGGGACUAGUAAAUUGACCUUGUUGAGAGCAAUUAGCUCUCUAAGCAUUCAUUCAUUUAUCUUGAUUCAAUACCCUACAAAUAAUAUUUUCUAUAAUUCUGUGCCAAUCUGUUGUAGGUACCUUGGGAGGACUUAAAAAAGGAGAAAUUUUGACAAUGAUGUUUCAAGUAAUAGUUUUUUUUUAAUUUGGCAAGUUUUAAUUCAUACAAGAAAAGGUGCUUCACUUUAGACAACCAUGUGAAGGCUAUAAGGAUGAGAACAAGGUGUCCCAAAGUCUUAGCUAUUUUUUCUUACAAGUCUAUUUAUUUUAUUCAUAAUCCAUUUUAAGUGUUUUUAAAAUUUGAAUUCUAAAUUUUCUCCCUCCCAUCCCUUUCCCAUUCAUUGAAAAGGUAAGCAAUACAUAUGAAUAUAUGAAAAGUCAUGAAGAACAAGUUUCCACAAUUUGGAAGGAGAAGGAGGAUACAACAUCAGGAAAGAAGGAAAAGAAGAAAGAAAAGAGGAGGAGGAAGAUUCUUUUUCAUGAGUUCAAAUCUGGCCUCAGACACUUCCUGACUGUGUGAUCCUGGGGAAGCCAUUUAACUACAUUUAAGGAAACCCCACUUUUCUCAUCUGUAAAAUGAACUGGAGAAGAUAAUGGCAAACUAUUCCAGUAUUUUUGCCAAGAAAACUUUAAAUAGGGUUGUGACAAGAUGGACACAAAACAACUGAACAAUAAUAACAUUUGUGUAUAGUUGAAGUUCUCUAUCACUACUGAGGCCUGCUUCUGUACCAACUUUGUGAUCUACUUCUGGAAUGCAUUAUUCAUAUCCUCCUCCUGGCCGGUUAGUCUGUAAUAUUGAUCUACUAUAAUAUUGCUUCUAUUUCUUCCUCCAUUAAUCCUCACCCCAGUACUUGCUACAAUUUUGCCUUUUCUUUUAUACUCCAGUUUUCUAGAUUUUCAAACAGGAGUAUAAUGAAUGUGCAUGGUACACUCAAUAGGAUAGAUCACAUAGCAGUAAAAAAAAAAAAAAAUCAGAUUUCUUGAGCCUUUCCAUUGUAAGAUGUUUUUUAGUCCCAGGCAAAGUUGACUCCUGUUGAGGGAUACCUCAUUUGUCCCCUGAAAGAGGCUCUACUCUACUCCAGCCCUUAAUUUUCCCCUUCUAUUUCAGAUCCUUAAUACAUUCACACUAAUCAACUCCAUAUCAGGGGCCUGUCCUUGUUCUUGGCCUCUGAAAGAGAAAGGAAAUAUCUUAUUUCCAUGCUAACGCCUCAUUCAGUUACAGUUGCCCUAGUUAGGUUAUAGUUUCAGAGAUUUCUUGGGACUUCCUAUAUUGGUGACUAAAGAAAAAGUUUCACCCCAGAUAUUCUGGCUCAGGCUAUGAGAUGAGAAUAUUGUCAAAAACGUAAUGGCAACAUGCAGAGGUUUGGUGGCUGGUGAUAAUCUCAUAACUGAUGGAACCAGAUAGUUAUGAGGAGAAAGGUCAAGGUGUGUGGCCAGGGAUGCUGAUUCCAGCACUAAAGUGGCACAAAGAAAGUUAUGGUGACUGAAGCAAAUCAAUAAAAGCCCCAAACACAAUCAAAUCCGGGAUGGAUGGCAGGAGUCACAGUCCAGGGCUCAAGAAUCAAGAGUGGAUCCUGGGGAAAGCAACAGGGCAUUGACUUAGGAUUCCCAUUUAUUGCACUAGCUAAUAUUCAGGUGAAAGCAAAUGUAUUUUUCCAAAAAAAAUAUGAAUUUAAAAUCUUUUUUAAAAUUUAAAUUUUUUUAUUAUGAACUCUUAUCAUCAACAAAUACAUUCAAACAAAGACCAGCAAAAAAGAUUGUAUACAAACCCAUGAAUUUCUGCUAUAUACAGUUUUUUAAAAGUAAAAAUUAAAUUUAAUACAAUAGUAGCAACAUUCUUCUGUUUAUUUCUGUCUUCCUGCUAAAAAUAUUUUUCUGCUUUUAAAUGUUUUGAUUUCUGUUUAAAUCUCUGCCACUUCUUACUAACUCACACCAUUAUACUGUUCCUUUAAAAGUAAUGAAUAUAGUCAGACAAAAUAAACCAAUACAUUGGCUAUGUCUGAAAAUUUAUGCCUUAUUCCUUAUCCUUCUGCUGAGAAACAGGGAACAUACUUUUUACCAUUAGUCUUUUGGUGACCAUACUGCUAUGAUCAGAAUUCUGAAGACUUUCAAAGUUUUUUCUUUACAUUGUUGUAAUUAUUACAUAAAUUAUACUUCUGGUUCUGCUUAUUUGCUCCGAAUCAGUUGUUUUGUUUUCCCAAGUUUCACUGAAUUCUUUAUAUUUAUCCUUUCUUAUGGUAUAUUGAUAUAUGACCAAUUGUACUAUUUCCCAGUUGAUCAGUACCCUUGUUUCUCAUUCUUAGCCAUAAUAAAACUGCUGCUAUAAAAAUC
Messenger RNA from Antechinus flavipes (yellow-footed antechinus), 7847 nucleotides. RefSeq names its product regulator of G protein signaling 14 (gene RGS14). Gene Ontology annotation, molecular function: GTPase activator activity; microtubule binding; G-protein alpha-subunit binding. Lineage: Eukaryota; Metazoa; Chordata; Mammalia; Dasyuromorphia; Dasyuridae. The transcript has 15 exons. Gene Ontology annotation, biological process: regulation of G protein-coupled receptor signaling pathway; signal transduction. The record is from RefSeq and is a predicted model, not a curated record. The coding region runs from base 202 to 1944 and encodes 580 amino acids.